ACUCAUGCGUGAAAAAUUGCCAUCGUUUCGGAACAAACAACAUUCUGUCGUCGUCAGUUUAAAGUUUGAGAUUUAUGUUCCGUUUAUGGCUUCAUUUUUGUAAAAAAAAACAUUAAACGUUAUUGAUCUACAGAUUUAUCGCUUGCAGAACAGUCUAAUAGGAUACCUAUACACCGUUUAGAGGAGUUCCAAAACAAUAAAAUCAGAAAAUGGACAUCGAUGUCGACGAAAUCACUUCCACAUCAAAAGAAAGUCUGAAGUUCGAUUCAAUCAUUGGGCAUAUUGAAGAUAUCAUUAUUAGUGAGGAUUUUCAGAAUAUGCAAGAUACAUUCAUGGAAAAAUAUUAUAAGGAAUUUGAUGACUCUGAAGAAAACAAAUUUAUUUACACUGAUAUAUUUAAAGAAUAUACUGCCACAAUAGAAAAAUGUUUGAAUGAUGAACUCAAGAAAAGAAUUUCUGAUUUUUCAAUGGAAAUGUUUGUCUCAACGUUACAGGCACAUAAGAAUGAGAUAACUGGUGAUAUCUUUGACAUGCUCCUCAGUUUUUCAGAUUUCAUUUCAUUCAAAGAAAUGUUUUUGGAUUAUAAAGCGGAAAAAGAAGGUAGAAACAUGGAUAUUAAUGAUGGUUUUGUAAUCAGAUCAUUGGCCCCUGCAACAUCUUCACAAGUCAGAGGGGAUGGACCGGAUAACGCUAAUUCAGUACCAAUGACUUUGACAUGACUAUAGUAGUUUCACUCUAUACUAUUUUAGAAUACUCGGCCAGAAGCAAAGA
Messenger RNA from Styela clava, 771 nucleotides. Its product is annotated as ADP-ribosylation factor-like protein 2-binding protein. NCBI's taxonomy places the organism in Eukaryota, Metazoa, Chordata, Ascidiacea, Stolidobranchia, Styelidae. The record is from RefSeq and is a predicted model, not a curated record. Gene Ontology annotation, biological process: positive regulation of tyrosine phosphorylation of STAT protein; maintenance of protein location in nucleus. Gene Ontology annotation, cellular component: mitochondrial intermembrane space.